AGAUGCGAUUGCUCUGAGCUAGACAACUAAAAAGCAAUAUUUUUCAUAGACAAACAACUAACUACUCUAUUAAUAUGUCCCGCGAAAGUGACGAUUUAUUUGACUGUAUUGUGAUGGCUGACGACAGGUUCCAUGUAGAGGGUUACCGCGAAGGGUUCAAUGAAGGCACGCGGCAAGGAAUGAUUGAUGGUCGUAAACAUGGGGCAUCACAUGGCGCCAAGCUUUCCAUGGAGGUUUCCUUCUAUUAUGGAUUUGGAAUCACUUGGAAAUGCCUCCUUCAGAACAACGUUGAUGCGAAAGCCAGAAAAAGACUGAAAGCUUUAGAAUCUCUACUUGGGUUGAUUCAGAAGUUUCCUCAUAAAGAUCCUCAAUUUGAAAAUCUCCAGGAAGACAUGGAGAAGGUUCGAGCCAAGUUUAGACAGGUCUGCUCUCUGUUAAAUGUGCCGACAGACUUUAGUGAUUAUGUAAAGUCAGGGGGUUCUGGAGGGAUGUCCUUCUGAAGGGUACAUGUGGCCCUGAUGUCGAAGACUGGGAGGUCUGAACAGGGUUCUUCUAAUGUAGUCUUUCCGUUCGAAGCAACACUGCUUUUUGGCGGAGGAACAACCUGGAUGUGGGCCUGAUAAAUAGGUCUAAAGUCAAUCUGUGGCGUAUGGCAAAGGUCACAGACUUUUGAAGGUGAAGCGUAGAGUCUUGCUGUUUUCGAAUAACAAAGGUAGGGAUAUCAGCUGUUGAGACUUCAGUGUUGUUGAUGUGUGUGGUGCCAAUGGGAACAUGGUGACCUGAAUGGUGCUCAUCGGCCUAGCAGUGGAUCAGUUGGACUUGAGGGUUCUGUUGCUUGUUUCAAAUGGCAACUCUGACAGUGCUGUGAACACACAAAAACUGCUGGCUGGUGUUGUGGUGAUAAAUUAAAAAAAGAUACUUUAAUUUAAGCCCCCCCCCAUGUAGAAAUUGUAAAAGGUGACAAGGGAAAUGUGUAAAUUCGACAAUUUAAAUGGAAGGGAGAAAAAAACAUCCUCUAGCUCACUUGGUAAUAGCAUGGAGCUUGUAACACAUGGUAUGGUAUGCACAUGGAGCUUGUAACACAUGGUAUGGUAUGCACAUGGAGCUUGUAACACAUGGUAUGGUAUGCACAUGUCACUGUGGAUAAGUGUCUGCUCAAUUACUCAGUUUUUCACAAAUGCUGAUGCACAUUUCCUGAAUGUUUUCUGCAUUUUCUCAAAACAAUAAACACACUUUUC
Esox lucius (northern pike) is the source of this 1238-nucleotide messenger RNA. RefSeq names its product LTO1 maturation factor of ABCE1 (gene lto1). Lineage: Eukaryota; Metazoa; Chordata; Actinopteri; Esociformes; Esocidae. The record is from RefSeq and is marked provisional.